This is a messenger RNA of Marmota flaviventris (yellow-bellied marmot), 6659 nucleotides long. RefSeq names its product PR/SET domain 2 (gene Prdm2). The record is from RefSeq and is a predicted model, not a curated record. Gene Ontology annotation, cellular component: nucleus. Gene Ontology annotation, molecular function: protein binding; histone methyltransferase activity. Gene Ontology annotation, biological process: regulation of gene expression. NCBI's taxonomy places the organism in Eukaryota, Metazoa, Chordata, Mammalia, Rodentia, Sciuridae.
UUAGGGCUCAUGUAAUCAAAGAAGUUUCUUUGUUGUGUGUAUCUUUACAGAACACAACAGGAAUUGAAAAUGAAUCAGAACGCUCCUGAGCCUUUGGCAGCUGCUGAGACCCUGGCUGAGGUACCUGAACACGUGCUGCGAGGACUUCCGGAGGAAGUGAGGCUGUUCCCAUCAGCUGUUGACAAGACCCGGAUCGGUGUCUGGGCCACUAAACCAAUUUUAAAAGGCAAAAAGUUUGGGCCAUUUGUUGGUGAUAAGAAAAAAAGAUCUCAGGUUAAGAAUAAUGUAUACAUGUGGGAGGUAUAUUACCCGAAUUUGGGAUGGAUGUGCAUCGAUGCCACUGAUCCGGAGAAGGGGAACUGGCUGCGAUAUGUGAACUGGGCUUGCUCAGGAGAGGAGCAAAAUUUGUUUCCACUGGAAAUCAACAGAGCCAUUUACUAUAAAACUUUAAAGCCAAUCGCGCCGGGCGAGGAGCUCCUGGUCUGGUACAAUGGGGAAGACAACCCCGAGAUAGCAGCUGCGAUUGAGGAAGAGCGAGCCAGCGCCCGGAGCAAGCGGAGCUCCCCCAAGAGCCGGAAAGGGAAGAAAAAAUCCCAAGAAAAUAGAAACAAGGGAAACAAAAGCCAGGACAUAGCACCGAAGACAAGUGAACCAGAUUCCACCUCUGCAAAUAUGAGAGAUUCUGUGGAAGGUCCCAAAGAAGGAGAAGAGAGACAUCCAGCUGCAGCCCCUGAGCAGCCAGCCCUUCUCCAGGAGGGGGUCAUCCAGGAUGCACCACCAGAACUGCCGAUCUCCCCUGCUGCCCAAGAACCACAGCCAGAGCCAGAUGGAAAACAAGAAGCCACAGAUUGUGAGGUGAAUGAUCUGGAUGAAGAAGAGGAGGAUGAGGAGGAAGAAGAUGACGACGAUGAUUUGGAGGAAGACGGGGAGGAAGAAGGCGACAUGCCGAACGAAAGCUCUGUGAAAGAGCCUGAGAUCCGGUGUGACGAGAAGCCAGAGGAUUUAUUAGAAGAACCAAAAAGCAUUUCAGAAGAAACUCCUGAAGACUCUCCAGAAGGGACACCUGUGGUCCAAAUCCCCAAAACUAAAGAGGAGGCCAACGGUGAGGCGUUUGAAGCGUUUAUGUUUCCAUGUCAGCACUGUGAAAGGAAGUUCACCACCAAGCAGGGCCUUGAACGUCACAUGCACAUCCACAUGUCUACAGUCAACCAUGCUUUCAAGUGCAAGUACUGUGGGAAAGCCUUUGGCACACAGAUCAACAGGAGGCGCCACGAGCGUCGCCAUGAAGCAGGGUUAAAGCGAAAACCCAGCCUGACACUGCAGGCAUCAGAGGACCUGCCUGAUGGCAAAGUUUGUGGAGAAAAUGUCACUCCUAAAGAUGAAUUGAAUCCUUCCCAUCUUGGUCAAGACUGUCUAAUUCUGAACUCAGAAAAAGCUUCCCAAGAAACGGUAAAUUCUUCGGUUGUAGAAGAGAAUGGGGAAGUUAAAGAACUUCAUCCCUGCAAAUAUUGUAAAAAGGUUUUCGGAACUCAUACCAAUAUGAGACGGCAUCAGCGCAGAGUUCAUGAACGCCACCUGAUUCCCAAAGGUGUGCGCCGAAAAGGGGGCCUCCUUGAGGAGCCACAGCCGCCAGCCGAGCAGGCCCCACCUGCCCAGAAUGUCUAUGUACCAAGCACAGAGCCAGAGGAGGAGGGGGAAGCAGAUGAUGUGUACAUCAUGGACAUUUCUAGUAACAUCUCUGAAAACUUAAAUUACUACAUUGAUGGUAAAAUUCAAACUAACAAUAGCACUAGCAACUGUGAUGUGAUUGAGAUGGAAUCUAAUUCGGCGGACUUGUAUGGCAUAAACUGUCUGCUCACUCCAGUUACAGUGGAAAUUACUCAAAGUAUAAAGACCACACAGGUCACUGUAACAGAUGAACUUCCUAAAGAGCCGUCCAGCAGCACAAACUCUGAGUCCAAGAAACGGAGGACUGCUAGUCCGCCUGUGCUCCCCAAAAUUAAAGCUGAAACAGACUCUGACCCCACGGCACCCUCCUGUUCCUUAACUCUGCCUCUUAGUGUGUCAACGACCGAGGCGGUGUCUUUCCAUAAAGAGAAGAGUGUUUAUUUGUCGUCAAAGCUCAAACAGCUUCUUCAAACCCAAGACAAGCUAACUCCUCCUGCAGAAAUCCCUAAGUUAGGUCCCGUAUGUGUGUCCGCUCCUGCAUCCAUGUUACCCGUGACCUCUAGUAGGUUUAAGAGAAGGACCAGCUCUCCACCCAGUUCUCCACAGCAUAGCCCUGCCCUUCGGGACUUUGGGAAACCAAGUGAUGGAAAAGCAGCGUGGACAGAUGCAGUCCUGACUUCGAAGAAACCCAAAUUAGAAAGUCGUAGUGACUCACCAGCGUGGAGUUUGUCUGGGAGAGAUGAGAGAGAAACUGGGAGCCCUCCUUGCUUCGAUGAAUAUAAAAUAUCGAAAGAGUGGGCAUCUGGUCCUACUUUCAGCAAUGUUUGCAACCAGCAGCCACUGGAUUUAUCCAGCGGUGUCAAACAGAAGGCUGAGGGUACAGGCAAGGCCUCUGUCCAGUGGGAAUCUGUACUGGACCUCAGUGUGCACAGAAAGCCUGGUAGCGACUCUGAAGGCAAGGAGUUGAAAGAGAACCAUUCAGUGCAGCCUUCCUGUGGUGCUGUGAAGAAGAAGAAGCCAACCACCUGCAUGCUCCAGAAGGUUCUUCUCAAUGAGUAUAAUGGCAUUGAUUUACCCGCAGAAAAUACUCCUGAUGUGACCAGGAGCCCAAGCCCUUGUAAAUCUCUAGAUGCCCAACCAGAUCCUGACCUUGUUCCUGACUCUGGUUUCUCUGCCCCUGCCAUCGAAUCAUCUGCUGAAGUUUGUCCUUCGUCACCUCCCCUACAAACAUCUUCCUCAUCUUCUGGUCAGCUGCCUCCUCUCCUGAUCCCCACAGAUCCCUCUUCCCCUCCACCCUGCCCUCCUGUGUUAACUGUUGCCACUCCGCCCCCUCCCCUCCUUCCAACCGUCCCUCUUCCCGCCCCUUCUUCUAGUGCAUCUCCUCACCCAUGUCCCUCUCCACUCUCGAAUGCCACUGCCCAGUCUCCUCUUCCAGUUCUGUCCCCAACAGUGUCCCCCUCACCCUCUCCCAUUCCUCCUGUGGAGCAGCUCAUGUCUGCUGCUUCACCUGGUCCUCCAACACUUUCUUCUUCCUCCUCCUCUUCAUCGUCCUCCUCGUCCUCCUCCUCUUCCUCCUCUUCAUUCUCCUCUUCAUCUUCCUCCUCAUCCCCUUCGCCACCCCCUCUCUCAGCAGUGUCAUCUGUUAUUUCCUCCGGAGAUAAUCUGGAGGCUUCUCUCCCCACAAUAACUUUCAAACAGGAGGAACUAGAGAACGAAGAUCUGAAAGCCAGAGAAGAGCCCCAGUCUGCAGUUGAACAGGAUGCUAUUCAGGAAACAUUCAGCAAAAACUUUAUUUGCAAUGUCUGUGAAUCACCAUUUCUUUCCAUUAAAGAUCUAACCAAACAUUUAUCUAUUCAUGCUGAAGAAUGGCCCUUCAAAUGUGAAUUUUGUGUGCAGCUUUUUAAGGAUAAAACAGAUUUGUCAGAGCAUCGCUUUUUGCUUCAUGGAGUUGGGAAUAUCUUUGUGUGUUCCGUUUGUAAAAAAGAGUUUGCUUUCUUGUGCAAUUUGCAGCAACACCAGCGAGAUCUUCACCCAGACGAGGUGUGCACACACCAUGAGUUUGAAAGUGGGACACUGAGGCCCCAGAACUUCACGGAUCCCAGCAAGGCCCACAUGGAGCAUAUGCAGGGCUUGCCGGAAGGCCCUUUGGAAACUUCCAAAGAGGAGGAAGAGUUAAAUGAUUCCUCCGAAGAGCUUUAUACCACCAUAAAAAUAAUGGCUUCUGGAAUAAAGACAAAAGAUCCAGAUGUUCGAUUGGGUCUCAAUCAGCAUUACCCAAGCUUUAAACCACCUCCAUUCCAGUACCAUCACCGCAACCCCAUGGGUAUUGGUGUGACGGCCACAAAUUUCACUACCCACAAUAUUCCACAGACUUUUACCACUGCCAUUCGCUGCACAAAAUGUGGAAAAGGUGUUGACAACAUGCCUGAGUUACACAAACAUAUCCUGGCAUGUGCUUCUGCAAGCGACAAGAAGAGGUAUACUCCGAAGAAAAAUCCAGUACCAUUGAAACAAACUGUGCAGCCCAAAAAUGGAGUGGUAGUCUUAGACAACUCUGGAAAAAAUGCCUUCCGGCGAAUGGGACAGCCCAAAAGACUGAGCUUCAGUGUUGAGCUCAGCAAAAUGUCACCGAAUAAGCUCAAAUUAAAUGCAUUGAAGAAGAAAAACCAACUUGUACAGAAAGCGAUCCUUCAAAAAAACAAAUCUGCAAAACAGAAGGCUGACUUGAGGAGCUCCUCAGAGUCGUCCUCCCACAUCUGCCCCUACUGCAGCCGAGAGUUCACUUACAUUGGGAGCCUGAACAAGCACGCGGCAUUCAGUUGCCCCAAGAAACCCCUCUCUCCUUCCAAAAAAAAAGUUUCUCAUUCAUCCAAGAAAGGUGGACACUCAUCACCUGCAAGUAGUGACAGACACGCCAGCAGUAGUCACCGCAGACGGACAGCGGAUGCUGAGAUUAAGCUGCAGAGCACGCAGGCACCCCUGGGCAAGACCCGGGCCCGCAGCUCAGGCCCCGCCCAGUCUUCGCUGCCCUCCUCAUCCUUCCGGUCCAGGCAGAAUGUCAAAUUCACAGCUUCAGUCAAGUCCAAAAAACCAAGCUCCUCCUCUUUAAGGAACUCCAGCCCUAUAAGAAUGGCCAAAAUCACUCACGUGGAGGGGAAAAAACCCAAAGCUGUGGCCAAGAAUCAUUCUGCUCAGCUCUCGAGUAAAACCUCCCGGAGCCUGCACGUGAGAGUACAAAAAAGCAAAGCUGUUUUACAAAGCAAGUCUACUUUGGCAAGUAAGAAAAGAACAGACCGGUUCAAUGUAAAAUCUAGAGAACGGAGUGGGGGGCCGAUCACCCGAAGCCUUCAAUUGGCAGCUGCCGCCGACCUGAGUGAAGGCAGAAGAGAGGACGGCAGUGCCAGGUCGGAGCUGAAGGACUUCAGGAACUUCCUGUAGAAAAGCCCCCCAAACAAAACAAACCUUAAUUGACUAAAAGAUAUUGCAUGCUCAACUUAGGAUAAACACUACGGCAAAGGAUACGAAAUCUACCAAGCUUGCAAGACCAGUUGAAGCUGACUCAAAAAUCGUAACACAGUUGAUUGCCGGCUGGCUUCUUGUUGCCCUGGUUAGAGUCAGGCAUCUGCUCCUUCAGUGGUGCCCAGUGUGUGUGCUGGGCUCCCAGGUGACUGAGAUCCAAAGAGAAGGGCCCUGUAAGAUGGGCUAGAUGAACUGGCUCCUCGUCAUGGGACUGUAACUCAGAUGUGAGUGUGGCCCUUGAUUUUGGCACAUAGCAGAGAAGGGAAUGAUUUGAACUUAACCUUGCAAAGCAAGUUCUCUAUUUUAUCAGUAGUUUAUUGUAGAUUUCAGGGAUGACAGAUUCGGAUGCACUCAUUUUAAAACUUUUCCUCACACACCAGCUCUUGAUGCCUUUCUUCUAAAUGAAUUGUAGACAGAGAGAGGCAUUUAGCUGAUCUCUUACCCCCCAACCCCCUGCCCCCUUUUUAAAUCACAAGCAGAUUGCCAGCAUAACCGAGAGGAAACCAGAUUGGAUAUGGACUCUUUUUUUAUGCCUCUUAUAGUGUCAUGUUUAUAUAUCCUAAUGGACAUUAUCCUCUCAAAUGGUUAUCUGGCACUAAUUUAUAACUAUUAUAUUAUGAGAGACUAUGUAGCAAUAUAUCAAUGCACAGAUGCAUCCAGGCCUGUAGAGAUGUGUGUGUCUACAUGUAAGUAUAAAUGAAUUUACAUACCAGGUUUUAUACUGCAGUCUCUAAUAGAGAUUAAAAUAACAAAUUGGCCUCUGCCAAAGUAUAUGAGUAUCAUUUCUCCAUUCAUUUUUAUGCCUCCUCCCAAAUUAAUGACUGAGUUCGUGGAAAAUGGCUAGAUUUUAUUCAUACUGUUUUUUGUUCUCAACUUUAAAAAGUAAUCUACCUCUUAAAAUUUGUAGUUUAAUACUUGUUUAGUGAGUUUGUGCCACUUUAACCCUUUCACUAUCAUUCCCAUUUUGUUACAUUUCUGUUAUGGGGACUUUAUGUUGAAAUGUUGUAUAAAGCAUUUGUAGCAGUUUAAAAAUAAAAUAUUUAAAAUUAUUUAAAUUGUUUUGGACGCUUCAAUUGUAUUAUAUGUGAUUUACAUUUUGCAUUUUUGUUUGCAUUGUUAAUCUGGAGAGUGUUCCUGUAUGAAGUUCGCUGUUAGUUAUUUUAUUGCUUCUUGUUGGAGAGUGCUAUAAAAGACUAUUCUAAUGAAAACAUUAAAAUUUACAAUUUGAUAUACAAAAGGGGUUGUUCUUUGAUUUUAACCAAUGUAGCCUUGAGAAAGAAACAGAGGGGAAUUAAUUAUAAACAAGACUGCUGUUUGAUACUUUCCCCUUCUAGCAUGAAAUAUAUCAUUGGCUUGACAGAUGUAUAAAAAAAUUUUUUUAUGCUAUUGCUGCAUAUACUUUAAUAAAUAGGGAAGAAUUUGAAUGAUACGUUUUAUAUCCUUGUAACCAAUAAAAACUUUCUAAAAACUUG